This is a messenger RNA of Amorphotheca resinae ATCC 22711, 684 nucleotides long. RefSeq lists its product as hypothetical. The record is from RefSeq and is a predicted model, not a curated record. The annotation marks the transcript as partial. The transcript has a single exon. NCBI's taxonomy places the organism in Eukaryota, Fungi, Ascomycota, Leotiomycetes, Helotiales, Amorphothecaceae.
UCCAGCUUCAAAAUCCCUACCUCCUACGAAUCUGCCGUCCUGGGCCGACGAAUCCUAAACCUCACUCCCCUGGCCACGAUAUCGACCACCUUCCCCUCUUCCCAUUCUCCCGCCUCCGACGCUGACGAGCUCGAACGAUGCGGCGUCAGUGGCAUCCCCAUCGGCCUCACGGAAUACAUAGCCGACUGCGAAGACAGUGGAAACCCGACCCUUCUUGGCAUCUCCCUGUCCACAUACAUGAGAAACGCUGCUGCGGGCUCCAACAUCUCCCUCUCAGUGCAAUGGACCCCUCCACACCCGCCUAGCUCGCGCAUCAAAUCCUCUCUGCUCUCUUCCAAGAAGGACAAUAGGGAUGUAGGCUAUUCCGCCGCGAACCUGCCGCGUUUCGCACUCCUGGGCUACCUGGAGAAGAUACCGGAAGCAGAGGUCUCGGCGAAGGAGCUGCGGAAGUGCUUUUUGAAACCCCAUCCCGAUGCGAGAUUCUGGUUGCCGGGGAACAAUAUCCAUGAGAGCCACUGGGUGAGGUUGGUUGUGCAGGAUGUAUACUGGGUUGGGGGAUUUGGGGACAGAGCAUAUAUUGGGUGGAUUCCGGUGGAGGAAUGGAUGAACGUGACGAGGAGCGAGUGGGAGGAGGUUAGGCUACCGGGCGAGAAGAAGGGCUGGAAGGAAUGGGCCGUUGAUGGC